Molecule: messenger RNA, 2001 nt
Organism: Cloeon dipterum
Lineage: Eukaryota; Metazoa; Arthropoda; Insecta; Ephemeroptera; Baetidae
Gene: Tsp66E
Product: Tetraspanin 66E
Exons: 8
Coding region: 213-1004 (263 amino acids)
Cellular component (GO): plasma membrane
Source: RefSeq, a predicted model, not a curated record
AGUCGUGCUGAUACCUUGCCUGCUGGUUUGUUUUGAUUCGACUCGAGAGACGACAACGCAACGCAUGUUUUUCGCAAACACAGAUUUUCGCCAAGAAUGUGACUUGUGGACCGACUGACAGCCUUUUCUUGAGAGAGAUUGUAAUAUUCUCGACGGCGAAUCACUACAUCAUCGAGAGGAAGCAAGCCCGAGAAGCUUUUCUUUCAUCCAGGAUGGCGGCCGAUUGUGGAAUCGUAGUGGCUAAAUACUGCCUCAAAUUGUUCAACUUUCUCUUCUUCAUUGCUGGCGCUAUCUUGCUCAGCGUCGGCUUCUGGUUGGCCAUCGACAAGAACUCGUUUGUCCGACUGCUGACCAAAAUUUCGCAGGACACGACCUUGCACCAAUUCUCUCAGCCGACUGUGAUAGAGCAGGCAUCUUGGAUUCUGAUCGCAGCCGGCGGAUUUGUAUUCGUUCUCAGCUGCCUGGGAUAUUGCGGCGCCUACCAGGAGUCGCCUUUCAUGCUCGGCACUUACUCCAUUCUGGUUGUCGCGAUCCUGGCUCUGGAAAUCACUGCUGCUGGACUGGCCAUCAACUACAAAACUGAAGCUGACACGAACACGCGAGAGUUCCUGAAGUCGACCAUCACCAAGUACUACGCCACCGCAGACAAGGCUGACGCAGUUACCCUGAUGUGGAAUUACUUGAUGGCUCAGUUCAAAUGCUGCGGAGUAGAGAACUACAGAGACUUCAGCUUGUCGGAAAAGUGGCAGCAGAGCAACAAAGUCGUGCCAAACGCCUGCUGCGUCCUAGAAGGCGAUAUUCAGCUCUUCAAACCAAAGGACCCCUCUUGUCCUGACAGACCCUCAGAGUCCAAUUCGUACUACAACAAGGGUUGUUACCAAGCUCUGUAUAGCUGGGUGAAGACAAACCUGGACUUGGUGAUCGCCGUGUGUUUGUCGCUGGCCUCGAUCCAAGUUCUGGGCAUCAUUUUCGCCUGUUGCCUGUGCCACAAGCUGGGUGGAUAGCGUCCGGACCUGCUUGGGAGCCGCUUCAUCAGAGUGACCCCUGAGCGCAGAGAGAGCUACUAACUCAGCUGUGAAAGUGACAAACUGAAAAGUGCUAAAAACUCAAGGAGAAUUAAUUCUUCUGCUGGAAUCCUGUCUCUGUCUUUGAUGUGUGUCAAAAUUUCUAUUGGAAAAAACUAGAGGUCUCAGCUGCGAGAUUUGAGGCGGCGGCUGGUGCAGCUGACAGUAUUUUAAACAUUAAGUUUGAUAGUGCUUAACCGCUCGAAGAGCCGGAAGACAUUUUUUUCUCAUACACUUUUUGAUUUUCGACCCCUUUUUUCUGGCGGCUGGCGACUGUCCAAGAGACCCAAAAUUUGCCGGCUGGCACGGCGCAGUGCGGCUGGCUGAGACCUCUAGAAAAAACGCCUUGUGUAGCACCAACAUCAUGUCAAGCAAACAACAUUUUUUACUUUUAUAAAACUCAUUUGCAUCUUUGAAUUUUCAGCGUGAAGAAAAGCUUUUUCAAAACAAAGCCAAAUUUAAAUUGUUUUCUAAAAGAUAUUCAGUGUGAUGACAAUAUAUGAGAAUGUAUAAAUAAAGGCAACCUUUUCUCUCAGCUUCUCAGGGUUUUAACCCGUCAUGCACUUGUAAUAAAAUAAUGUGAAGGUGUGAAGGUAAACAGUCCUGUCAAAUUAUGAACGCAAAUGUUUGACUUCUCUAUUGACUUUGUGAUUAUUCAAAUUAAGCAUGAUUACACUCAUUAACGAUAUUUUUAUGCGAAUGAGUGUGCCUUAUGUUUGCUGUCACUAAAAGACUGUAUUUUCGCUACACUAUCUGAAACAAACUGGAACUAAUUCUCGAAAUUGUAUGCUGUCACGUUUUUUAAUAGCACUUCAACACUGACAAUGCUAAUGUACACCUCUGCAGGGGAAAUUCUCUAAAUUCUAAUGAAAAAUAAAAUAUGUAUAGCUUGAAAGAUGAGUAUGUAUAUUCAAAUAAACUGUAUGUACUAAUUUAA